AUGUAUUCAGACCCUUCAGACCCAUUCGAGAAGGAUGUCAUGCUUGGAAACGCCCUCGCAGACUCCGCCACCAGAGAAAUUUUUCUCGCUCAAUCACCUAUUGGUGUCCAAGCUACACAAAGGGCUCAUGCUCUUCAUCAUCUGAAUGCCCAAACCUUACGAUUAAUGUUUAAAAUAACCAGAGAACAGGCUCACCACAUAGUAAAGCAGUGUCCCAACUGUGUCACUCUUCUCCCUACACCUUAUCUAGGAGUUAAUCCCCGACGUCUUCUCCCCAAUGCCAUUUGGCAAAUGGAUGUUACCCAUAUUUCUGAUUUUGGAGCUCUUAAAUAUGUGCAUGUAGUUAUAGACACUUUUAGUGGUUUUAUUUUUGCCUCCUUACAAACUGGUGAGGCUUCUAAGCAUGUUAUAGCAUAUGUGUUGUCCGCAAUUUCUGUUCUAGGCUUGCCUGCUAAGCUUAAGACUGAUAAUGGUCCAGGUUAUACAGGAAAAAAUUUUAAAACAUUUUGUUUGCAGCUUAAUAUUGUACACGUUACAGGAAUUCCUUAUAACCCUCAAGGGCAAGAUAAGGAGGGACGCUCAGCAGCCGAGGGUUUUGGGCACUCAGACACUAAAAGGGGCUUUGCUACAGUACUAUGGAAAGAUCCUUUAGACAACACGUGGCAAUGGUCCAGACCCAGUGCUGAUUUGGGGACGAGGUGCAGUUUGUAUAUAUUCAAAAAGCUUAGACGCUGCACGAUGGCUCCCCGAGAGACUGGAAGAAGAAUGAGGAAGAAAAUGUUGGCCCACUUACUCAUCAGUUGGUGUUUUCUCCCCCUUGUGUUUUGUGGCUUCGAUGACCCCAAUAUAGCCAGACAGCUAAAACAACAAUCGCAAGGGGCCCCCUGCGAAUGCCUGGGAGGCAUUUCUUCCACCCCACCCAAUACCGAGAAUCCCUAUUCUAGCACUGUAGAGUGCGGGGAUAAGACCAUCUAUUUAGUAUUAGAUACAAAUGUCAAAGGAGGAAUCAAUAAAUGGCAAUGUGUUAAACAUCCUAACAUUAUAUCUACGAUAGGAGGUCAUCUUGGACCUUGUCCCUGUACCACCUUCUACCAAUCUAUGCACAGUUCAUGUUACUCAUCAUUUCAAAAGUGUACUUACAAUCAAAAAACAUAUUUUACCACCAUCUUAAAUAAAAAAAGACCAGGCAGUGCAGGAGGAGACCGGAGUGACACCCAAGUUCUCGGGUCAACAAAUAAACUUAUGACCAUGGGAUGUCAAGGUACAGUCGGUCAACCCAUAUGUUGGGAAACGACAUCCCCAGUGCAUAUAUCUGAUGGUGGUGGUCCACAGGAUCAAGUCAGGCAAAUUCAAGUACAAGAACUUAUUGAACAGAUUAUCUAAAAUCAAUAUCCCCGCCUUGAUUACCACCCUUUGGUAAAGAUUACCUCUAAUAGAAAAGAGAUUAUAGAUACCCAAACCCUGGAUAUAUUAAUGGCCACUUAUAAAUUAAUUAAUACCUCCAACCCUAGUUUAGCACAAGAUUGUUGGUUGUGUUUGCAACAAGGAUCCCCAGUCCCCAUAGCUAUUCCUGCGUAUAAUUACAUUUUAUAUGAUAAUUAUAGUUGUUUACCUACUCCCCCCUUUUUAGUUCAACCUGUAGAGUCUUGGAACGUUACAUGUUUCCGUAAACCCUAUCAAAAUAAUAGUUUCAGCUUGGAUGUAGGACUGGUAACAUUUGCUGAUUGUAAGGAAUAUUUUAACAUAUCUUCUGAGUUGUGUGCUGGUAAUUCAACAGUGCUUGUGUGUGGGUCCAAUCUUGCUUAUACCUAUUUACCUGAAAAUUGGACUGGGAGUUGUGUGAUUGCUACCCUUCUCCCUGAUGUUAGCAUUAUCCCCGGAACUGAACCAGUGCCUGUACCCAGUUUUGAUCAUAUUGCUGGCAGGCAUAAAAGAGCUGUACAACUUAUUCCUUUAUUAGUAGGAUUGGGAGUUUCUGGAGCCCUUGCUACAGGCUCUGCAGGCCUGGGAGUAGCAGUACGCAAGUAUGCAAAAUUGUCUAAAUAGUUAAUUGAUGAUGUACAGACAUUGUCUGGUACCAUACAAGACUUACAAGAUCAAGUAGACUCUCUAGCAGAGGUGGUACUGCAAAAUCGAAGAGGGUUGGAUUUACUUACCGCGGAACAGGGCGGUAUUUGUUUGGUUUUACAGGAGAAGUGCUGCUUUUACGUCAACAAAUCUGGAGUUGUCAGAGACAAGAUCAAGAAAUUACAAGAGGACUUGGAAAAACGUAGAAAAGAACUCCUUGAAAAUCCCUUAUGGAACGGCCUUAAUGAAUUCCUCCCUUAUUUGCUCCCCUUUUUAGGACCUAUGCUUGGCUUAUUAAUUUUACUAUCGCUAGGGCCUUUUCUUUUCAACAAAUUAAUGGCCUUUGUAAAACAACAAAUAGACGCUGUGAAGAUGCAACCAUUACAGGUCCAUUAUCACAGAUUAAAUAUGAAUGAUUUUGAUGAUUGUGAUGGGCUGGAUAGCCAACGACGGGUAAGAGUGGAAGCCCCCGCACCAACCUAA
Molecule: messenger RNA, 2550 nt
Organism: Orycteropus afer afer
Lineage: Eukaryota; Metazoa; Chordata; Mammalia; Tubulidentata; Orycteropodidae
Source: RefSeq, a predicted model, not a curated record